Messenger RNA from Oryzias latipes (Japanese medaka), 1913 nucleotides. It is a transcript of the gene wipf3, whose product is annotated as WAS/WASL interacting protein family member 3. NCBI's taxonomy places the organism in Eukaryota, Metazoa, Chordata, Actinopteri, Beloniformes, Adrianichthyidae. The record is from RefSeq and is a predicted model, not a curated record. Gene Ontology annotation, molecular function: actin binding.
GCGCCGCGCGCAGCCGAAACCGGAGUUGUUGACCAAGCCUCCAGCGUUUGGACGCAGACUCGAAUACGUCUUUCUCUGCUUGCAGAACUUCUGUUAUCCACAGGUCAAUCAUAAGUGGCUGCGUGGUUUGACCCAAACAUCACUCUUUGGGUCCCCCACCGCCUGUGAGCUCCUGCGCUUCAUCCAUUAGCUGUUUCUGCAAACAGGUGGAUUUUUCAACACUUUUAAGGUAUCUGAAACAUAAGCAUGCCGAUGCCGCCGCCGCCACCUCCUCCACCUCCUCCACCUCCCUCAGGCCCUCCACCCCCACCCCCACCUAGCGCUGCCCCACCACAGUGGCCUUCAGAUCCUGUAGGGCUCCAAUCAGGAGACAAAGGAGGUGGACGGAGUGCCUUGCUGGCUGACAUCCAGAGAGGAGCCAAGCUCAGGAAAGUCGCACAGAUCAACGACCGCAGUGCUCCCAUUGUGGACAAACCUAAGGUUACCACUGGAGACACCUCAGGUGGGAAGGUGUCUAUGGGACCCUCUUUGGGUGGGCUGUUUGCUGCGGGGUUUCCCACUCUCAGGCCGAUAGCACAAAGAGACUUAGCAGGCAAGACCUCAGUUUCUAGAUCAAACUCGUCGUCCACCCUGAGGCCACUGUGGAACCCCCCUGCUUCAGCUGUCCCGGUCAGCAUUGUAGACCUUCACAGGACAGGGGAGAUCCAAAGCUCCUUUCAGCGACUGCUCGGCUCUUCCUCUGCUCCUCCCUCGCCCUCCCACGGCAGCAAGCACCCACCCCCUUUUCCUACUACAUCUCCCUCCACACCUCCGACGACCCCUCCUCCAGCUUUCCAGGACCGUCCAGCCAACAAGCCUCCGCCUCUUCCCUCCUGCCCCCCACCUCCCCCUCCAUACCAGGUUACCAAACCGACAUGGCUCCCUGUUCAUCAUUCCCACUCUGUGUCCCAGCCCUCUAUCCCACCUCCACCUCCUCCGCCUGUCCAAGCAGACCGGUCCUCAGGCUGCUUUUACUCUCCUCCUGCCUCUGUAGUCUACUCUGAGCCAUCCAGGUUCCCUAUACUGCGCGACAGCCCCUUAGGACCUCCUCCUCCACCUCCUGCUCCUCCCCUUCCAGCUUCCAUCUCUCCAAGUUGGCCAUCCACACUCCCUCCACCACCACCUAAAGCCCCCUCAGCGCCGUCGCUGUCUGUGCGCUCGUUACCUCCAUCAUACCCCUGCAACCCUCCCACUCGACGGCCUCCUGCUGUGCCCAGAAGUGCAGGUGCCAGUCGACUUGCUCCUCCCCCAGCUCCUCCGGCAAGGUCACCCACCACAGAGUUGUCCUGUCGCAUUCCUCCGCCUCCCCCACCUCUGCCCCCAUUCAGUCUCAGGAACGGACACCUUCAUGGCUUAGACGACUUUGAAUCAAAGUUCCAGUUCCACCCUGUGGAAGACUUACCACCACCUGAUGAAUUCAAGCCUUUUCCUCGCAUCUACCCAAGCAAAGAAAACAGAGUCAACCCCAAACCACCUGGGAUACGAACACACCUCAGAUGAAUCAUGGACUUAAAAUGAACCAACUGUUUCUUUCCAACAGAAAUUUUUGUGUUAGACUCACACAGCUUUACUGCCACAAGACUGUGUGCGUUUACCUUUCAUACAUUGGGCCUGAAUGCCUCUUUGCAAGUGUGAAGACAGCGUCCCGCCUCAUUCUGCCUUUCUGACCUCUAACCUUUUCCAGUGCGGAAUUUGUCUGAGGAGGAGGAGGGCUUGUCAGCGUCAUGAGCCACAUAUAGACUAAACGAGAAGACAAAAUCAAAGUGUCUGUGAUUAUUUCAUGAACUGCAGAAAACCCAUACAAUACUUUUUUAAACUAUAUUUUUUUGUGAUGUGUUUUUGAAGCAACAUUAAAACCAAUUUGCAAACAUGAA